Molecule: messenger RNA, 912 nt
Organism: Paraglomus brasilianum
Lineage: Eukaryota; Fungi; Glomeromycota; Glomeromycetes; Paraglomerales; Paraglomeraceae
Source: the annotation of a GenBank genome assembly
AUGGAACGUCUCCAACGUCUAUUCGGAGCAGCAGCAGCGGGAGGGGGGAUCCAAGCAGGUGUGGAUACGCCUACUGUUGACAAUGCUGAGAUGGUUUAUAUAUCAUCGUUGUCUCUUUUGAAGAUGCUCAAACACGGCCGCGCAGGCGUUCCAAUGGAAGUUAUGGGUCUAAUGCUAGGCGAGUUCGUAGACGAUUAUACAGUGCGAGUAAUAGACGUCUUUGCAAUGCCACAAAGCGGUACGGGCGUGUCUGUUGAGGCAGUUGAUCCAGUAUUCCAGACGAGAAUGUUGGAUAUGCUCAAACAGACUGGACGGCAUGAAAUGGUGGUUGGGUGGUACCAUUCACAUCCAGGAUUUGGGUGUUGGUUGUCGAGCAGUUUUGAGCAACUUAACCCAAGAGCAGUGGCUGUUGUUGUAGAUCCUAUACAGUCGGUUAAAGGCAAAGUGGUAAUAGAUGCGUUCAGAUUAAUCAAUCCUCAAAUGUUGAUGCUCGGUCAGGAACCACGACAGACAACGUCGAAUAUCGGACACCUUAAUAAGCCUAGCAUUCAGGCAUUGAUCCACGGUCUCAAUCGCCAUUACUAUUCGAUUGCUAUCAACUAUCGAAAGAACGAAUUGGAACAGAAAAUGUUGUUAAAUUUGCACAAAAAGAACUGGACUCAUGGACUUACGCUCACCAAUUUCAACGAGCAUACUGAGCUCAAUGAGAAAAGCGUCAAGUCCAUGUUGCAAUUGGCCGAAGCGUAUAAUAAAUCGGUGCAAGAUGAAUCGACAAUGACUCCUGAACAAUUGAAGACCCGUCAUGUUGGAAAACAAGAUCCGAAACGUCAUUUGGAAGAAAGUGUUGAGGAUGUAAUGUCAAAUAACAUAGUUAUGUCAUUAGGAACAAUGAUCGAUUCCGUCAGUUUCUAA